AUGAGGUUAAAGGCAACUGCUGAAAGAUUUGGAACAGAGGAACGUGGCUACUCUGAACCAGACCACUGUGAUAUAGAGUCACCAGCAGCCCUGGAGGAGGCUAAGACCUCAGGUGCUCCUGGGAGCAUGGCAACACCCCCAGAGGCUCACAACCCUCGCUGUUCCCUGCCCCUGACACCCAGGAUGGAAAGCCACUCAGAGGAGGAUGAUCCAACCUGGGCUGGCAGUGGCCUGGACUGGAACAGUAGGGGUCCCAGGAUCCAGAGCCCAGGGAGCUGCUCAGUGGAAGCUGUGCUGGGUCAUAAGAAGCACCGGCGGCGGCCUUCUAGGCGCAAGCGGGACUGGUGACCCUACCUGGAGCUGAGCUGGGCUGAGAAGCAACAACGGGAUGAGAGGCAGAGCCAGAGGGCCUCACAGGUCCGUGAGGAGAUGUUUGCUAAAGGCCAGCCCGUGGCACCCUACAACACCACCCAGUUCCUGAUGAAUGACCGGGAUCCCGAGGAGCCCAACCUGGAUGUGCCCCAUGGCGCCUCCCACCCAGGCUCCAGUGGGGAGAGUGAGGCUGAUGACAGCGACGGGCAAGGCCGAGCUCAUGGUGAGUUCCAACAGAGGGAUUUCUCUGAGGCCUAUGAGCGCUACCACACAGAGAGCCUGCAGGGCCGCAGCAAGCAGGAGCUGGUGCAAGACUACCUGGCUCUGGAGCAGCGGCUGUCACAGGCUGAGGAGGAGACAAGGAGGCUGCAGCAGCUGCAGGGGUGCAGGAGCCAGCAGCCCUGUUGCCAGGUAGAGAAACUGGCUGCUGAGGUAGAGAGGCUCCGGACUGAGAACCAGCGGCUUCGGCAGGAGAAGGAGAUGUGGAACCGCGAGGGCAGCUGCCAGGGUGGGGUGCUGGGCACCUAGGGGUGCCCCCCAUCCAGGUUGACCAAGGGAGAAGGUUCCAUUUCAUACAUGUUCAGACCAGCGAAGUCUCAAGGAGGCAGGUGGCAGAUGAAAACCAACCUCAGGACUCCUGAGCCCCUGAGAACAGCUAAAAUAGGUUCAGACUUCCACUUUGUCAUUUCUGCAAUUUGUUCUUUGACACGAUCUUAUUUUUCCCAAAGAAAUUAAAUGGUUUUGAUGAGAUCAAAUGCGAGUGGCUAGGAUU
Molecule: messenger RNA, 1144 nt
Organism: Manis javanica (Malayan pangolin)
Lineage: Eukaryota; Metazoa; Chordata; Mammalia; Pholidota; Manidae
Source: RefSeq, a predicted model, not a curated record